Cryptotermes secundus is the source of this 1733-nucleotide messenger RNA. Its product is annotated as kielin/chordin-like protein. The record is from RefSeq and is a predicted model, not a curated record. The coding region runs from base 83 to 958 and encodes 291 amino acids. Lineage: Eukaryota; Metazoa; Arthropoda; Insecta; Blattodea; Kalotermitidae. The transcript is spliced from 8 exons.
GUCGCACUCCACAGAUAAAGACGCGGUCCGUUUCAAGAAACAUCAGAGUGCUAUCUGCAUCCGACCCAGUUUGACCGUGAUCAUGCUGCAACUACACAGCCUGCUCAUAUUGACACUCGUCGGCACGGUUUUCGCCGUCGAUGAAUGCAAUUCCCAACACUGUGCAGUCCCAAAACACUACAGAGAGAUAGGAUGCACACCUGUAUUUGUAGAAGGCUCUUGCUGUCCCAGCAGAUUUGACUGUAGUUCAAUAUAUGGCAGAGAUUCUCAAAAGUGUUAUUAUAAAGGAGUAGCAUAUGAAGUAAACAGUGAGGUGAGCCCAGAUGCAACAAAUCCUUGCACAGUGGGUUGCCGAUGCAAUAGUUUAGGCAGCCGAUCACAACUGACAUGUGUGAAUGUUGAAUGCCCUGAGCUGUUCCAAGAACCUCUGUCUGAUUCUAAUUGUUUCCACCAGCAUACACUGGAUGAAUGCUGUUCCACGAACACUUACUGUCCAAACAACACAGAAACACAGCAAAUGUCACCACUCUAUGAAUGUCAGUAUGGUGGUAGAACAUACAGAGAAGGUCAAGUAAUCUAUCCAGAAGACGCACCAUGCAAGAAGUGUAUCUGUCAGAAUGGAUUUAAUGGAACUUUGUCUGGACCAUGGUGUGAAGAAAUAUCUUGUGGCAUUGAACUGCAUUACAGCAGACAAAUCAGUGAUGGAUGUGUUCCAGUCUAUUAUGGUACUACAGGCUGCUGCCCCAUUGACUGGCGGUGUCCAGAUGUCAAUGACUCAGUAGUCACAAGUGUGAAUGCAACGUCAAAAACUGCAGAGCACAAAUGCCAGUUUGGACAGUUGGAACUCAGAGUUGGUGACAAGUUAUCCAGUACUUCCAACAUAUGUGUGGAGUGCAGCUGCGAAGUGCCACCAUUAGUGUCAUGCACACAGAAAACCCAUACAGAAUGCAGGGAGUGAUCAACACAGUUUGCUGUAACAUUUAUGUCAAUCACAACUUAGUUGACAUAUAAAUUCACAUCUAUAUUAAUCCAUCAUCUCACUCCAAAUAACUAUUUUUAUUAUUAAAAUAUUAUUCUGGAAAAAGUUUGAUGUUUCAGAAUUUAUACCUUAUGGACUAUUGCAGUAGCCAGUAAUAAUAGAAGCAUGUUUGAUUCUUACAGUCAGUAAUAAUAGAUAGCAUAAAAGUAAAUAUAAGAUCUGUUUGUAAUAUACAAUCUCCAUGUAAAGAGAAGAUACUGACCAUUACAAAGAUUAUGUUACUUUGAACUGCAAUAUAACAGUCUUAAUAAAGAAACACAGUUGCUGUUUUUAUUCCUCUUCAUGUAAUAUUCAUAUCACAUGGGUUGACUUGCAUAAAGAUUUUACACUGGAGACUUACCCUCCCACAUUUAUAAAUAUGAGCAUCUCUUCCCCACCACAUCUCAUCCUUUCAGCUGAUCCACAUAAUAAUGUGGGCAUUAUUGUAUGUUUUCACCCUACAUUUACAAUUCCAGUAUUGUUUUAGAAAUGCUAUUUUUCACCCAUCCAAUAUGUGUUCAUACCAUUGUGUACCUAUUGAUCUGAAAAAUGUCUUCUACAACGUUUUGCUAUGUUUCUUCUUUUCCUUACUACCAAUGAAUUUACAAGACAGUAUGCAGUAAUUGCUCCAUAACUAAGUGCAUGGAGCUGAGCCCUUCUUGAGAAACCAUCAGUUGUGCAGCUACUCAAGAACUUCCCAACAUUUUGUGGAACC